AUGACGGAUGGUGGCGAUACGGAUGUGGAUGGGGCGGUUGCGAUUGGACUGGGAGGAGAGGUGUUGGUCACAGAGAGGGAGAGGCUGGGAGAGGAGGAGUAUGAUUUGAGACAUCAUAGGCGCAUCACGGCCAGGAGAAAUUUCGAUAAAGUGAAUUUUGGGGAUUAUCAGAUGAGGACUUGGUACUUCUCUCCAUACCCCCUCACCGAAUCCGAAGCUGAGGAACAUACGCCCGCACCUUCUCAUCCUCCACCGGACGCGAACCGCAUUGCUGGGAACGUGCUCUGGGUGUGCGAUAGGUGCUUCAAGUACAUGUCGGAAGGAACAAGUUGGGAGAGUCAUAUGAGGAGGUGCAAUAUCAAUCACCCGCCGGGAAAGAAGGUGUACCAGAGAGGCGCGCAUAUUAUUUGGGAGGUCGAUGGUGCGAAGGAAAAGCUCUACUGCCAGAACCUGUCGCUUUUCGGGAAGCUAUUUAUUGAUAUUAAGACACUGUUCUUCGACUGCGAUAACUUUUUGUUCUACCUCCUGACGGACGCGGACUCUCAGAGAGACCACGUCCUUGGUUUCUUUUCAAAGGAGAAAGUGUCUUACGAUGACUACAAUCUAGCGUGCAUCGUCGUCUUUCCACAGUACCAACGUAAAGGCUACGGCAUGCUCAUGAUCGAAUUCAGCUACGAACUCUCCCGGCGAUCUGGCCGUGUGGGCACACCCGAACGUCCCCUCUCAGACCUCGGCCUCCGAAGCUACCUAACUUACUGGGUCUCCACCCUCCUCCGCUACCUCCAA
Stereum hirsutum FP-91666 SS1 is the source of this 786-nucleotide messenger RNA. RefSeq names its product histone acetyltransferase. Gene Ontology annotation, biological process: regulation of DNA-templated transcription. Gene Ontology annotation, molecular function: histone acetyltransferase activity. NCBI's taxonomy places the organism in Eukaryota, Fungi, Basidiomycota, Agaricomycetes, Russulales, Stereaceae. The transcript has 8 exons. The annotation marks the transcript as partial. The record is from RefSeq and is a predicted model, not a curated record.